AUGAAGUUAAAACGAUGGUUGUCUAUUAGUAGUUCUAGUAGGUCGAAAUACAGUUCAAAGGAAAGCUUACCUGAGAAUACUAGUACUGCUGAAAAUACCCCUAGAAACUCCAGUAACAGACAAAGAAAUAGAAGAUUAUCACUAAAUGAACCAUUUUUGAAAUUGGAUCUUAAUAAUUCCAAGAUAAGUGUUCACAACACUUUAUCGUUUACCAAUAAUGAAGAAUUGCAUUCUACUGAAUAUCCUGUAACUUCUGCAGAUGAAAGCAAUGAUGAAUUCGUAGAGGCUCAUGAAACUGUACCUAUGCAGAAUGAUAUUGAUGAUCAAAUGCAAGAGUUGAAUAAUCAAUUAGGAAGGAUUGAUAGCUCAACUAAAGUUUUCGGUUUUGAGAAUUUUGGCAAUACCUGUUAUUGUAAUUCAGUGUUACAGUGCUUAUACAAUUUCUCUGAGUUGAGGGAUAAUUUGAUUUUAUAUCCUGAAGAGGCAAAAUUUGAUCCUGAACAGUUCGAUAAUUCUAUUAGUAUUAAAAAUGUAAUAGGUGAUGAAGAAAAUCAAGGGAUUUAUUAUAAUAAUUCUUCAAACAAGAAUAGUUCCAGUAAAUUGAAUAUUCUGAAAUCAAAUAAUGCUUCAUGUUCGCAUGACCAACUUAAUUUGAAUUCUGUAUCAUCUGCGAAAAGUAAAUCGAAUGUAAAAAGGAAUAAGGACAAUAAUUACAUGUACUUAACUACUAAUUCUACAUCUGCAUCGUUAGUAACAAUAUCAUCUUCUAAUUCUUUGCAAGAAAAUGAAAAUGAAAAUGAAUCCAGUGGUAAUUUACAAAGUUCAGGUCAUGAACAUGCAGUCAAAGAACAAAUUGACACUUCAAAACUUAUUAUUGUUGGAAGACCUCAAGUGGCUAAAUCAAAAUCAACUAUGACAUUAAAUACUCAUAGUUAUCAAGGUCGGGAAUUAAACGCUAUAAAUGAACCAGAGAAUAAUCAUGAAAAUACAGAAAAUAAUCAUACAUUUACGAACUCUAAACAAAAUCUAAUUGAUACAAACAUUUCUAAAGAUAACGAAACUAAUGAUCAUAACACUUGUAUUACUAUUGAAGAAAGGAAAAAAAAUGCUCUCGCAAGAGGACCUGUAAUAAACAUUGAUCGAUUGCUUAACCAAGCGAGUGAAUCUAAUAUGUAUAAUGGAUUAAAGGACAUAUUUUUAACAAUUAAGGGUAACAGAUAUCUAACAGGAGUAGUAUCGCCAUCCGAAUUAAUUGAAAUUUUAAAGAAAGAAAAUGUAUUAUUUGAUACAGGAAUGCACCAAGAUGCUCACGAAUUCUUAAACUUUCUUCUUAAUGAAUUAAGUGAAUAUAUAGAUAGAUCCAAUUUAAAGAUAGAAGAAACUGAAAAAACUGAAAAUUUUAUUAAGAAUAUAUUUCAGGGUACUCUAACUAAUAAGAUUAGAUGUUUAACAUGUGAUAAUGUAACUUCGAGGGAUGAGCCUUUCUUAGAUCUUCCGAUUGAAGUUAAAUCAAGGAAUGAAACUGAUAUUAAGAAAGCUCUGUCAAAUUAUCAUCAAAGAGAAAUGUUGAAUGGAUCUAACAAAUUUUAUUGUGAUGGUUGCUGUGGAUUACAAGAAGCUGAAAGAAUUGUUGGUAUAAAGCACUUGCCAAAAAUCCUUUCCUUACAUUUAAAGAGAUUUAAAUAUUCAGAAGAAAACAAUGCAAAUAUUAAAUUAUUCAAUAAAAUUACAUACCCAUCUGAAUUGCAUGUACGUUCUACGUUCGAUCGUAGUAUCUCCAAGAAAUAUGAGUUAAGUGGUAUUAUUAUCCACCUUGGAGCUGGGCCACAACAUGGACAUUACGUAGCAAUGUGUAAAACUGAAAAGUUUGGAUGGUUAUUAUAUGAUGAUGAAACUGUAGAAGCAGUUCUUGAAAAGGAUGUAUUAAGGCAUGUUGGUGACAGUAAUGAUCUGGCAACGGCUUACAUUUUGUUUUAUAAAACAAUUGAAACGCAGGAUAGCGAUAUGGAAAAUAAUGGUGAUGAAAUAAAUUUAGAUAAUAAAACAGAACCUAUUGAUCAAUACGAAAAAAAUCUACAGCAAUUCAUUAGUGAUGAUGAACUUCUUAGAAGUUCGGAAAUUCGUAGUAAAGAAUUAAUGGAACAGAGGACACUUAAUGAGGUUGAACCAGAUAAUGAAAUUCUAGAUAACAGGGUUAAAAGAAGUUCAUUCUCUAGUAAAUCCAUAAAACGUACAUCUAAGUUGUUUGGAUUCAAAAGAAAGCAAUAA
Molecule: messenger RNA, 2268 nt
Organism: Vanderwaltozyma polyspora DSM 70294
Lineage: Eukaryota; Fungi; Ascomycota; Saccharomycetes; Saccharomycetales; Saccharomycetaceae
Exons: 1
Coding region: 1-2268 (755 amino acids)
Biological process (GO): protein deubiquitination
Cellular component (GO): nucleus; cytosol
Molecular function (GO): cysteine-type endopeptidase activity; cysteine-type deubiquitinase activity
Source: RefSeq, a predicted model, not a curated record